AUGGUCGAGUUGAAGUCCACGCCGUCAAACAGCGAGUCGAUCUCGAUGUACGCCUGCGCCGAAGUGGACAGCGUCCGCUUGGCGCGUUCGCACGCCGUACGAAGACGACGCAGAGCUCGCUGGCUCGACGUCAUAUCCUUGCGGUGCUUACGUUUGAGCUCGGUCACGAAGAACUCGACCAGACGGUUGUCGAAGUCCUCACCGCCCAAGUUCGUGUCACCCGCCGUCGCCUUGACCUCGAAGAUCCCGUCUUCAAUAGUUAGCAGUGAGACGUCGAACGUGCCGCCUCCGAGAUCGAAGAUCAGCACGUUGUGCUCGCCUACUUUCUUUCGUUGA
This is a messenger RNA of Phytophthora infestans T30-4, 336 nucleotides long. RefSeq lists its product as uncharacterized. The coding region runs from base 1 to 336 and encodes 111 amino acids. The record is from RefSeq and is a predicted model, not a curated record. Lineage: Eukaryota; Oomycota; Peronosporomycetes; Peronosporales; Peronosporaceae. The transcript has 2 exons.